UUGGUGUUCUCAUUGCUUCAGACUCCCACUCGUCCAGGGAUCCAACAGUGCCUUCAUCAUCGCUAUCACUGCCAUUCUGAGUGACCCGAAAUGGUCCGAUGAGUCACUGCAGGAACAUGUGGAAGGAAACGGGACAUCUCCUUGGAAGAUACGGAUGAGAGAGAUCCAGGGCAACCUGAUGUUGGCAUCUGGAACUCAGUUUCUUCUUGGCAUCUCGGGAAUCCUUGGAUUCAUAAUGAAGUUCAUCGGGCCGCUGACAGUAGCGCCAUGUGUGACAACCUUGGGGAUGACGCUCUGUGGGUACAUGAUACCACUGUGCGAACAGCACUGGGGCAUCGCCAGCAUGUCAAUACUUCUCAUCCUACUGUUUUCGCUGUUUCUCGUCAAAGUGAAACUUCCGUUUCCAGCGUGUAAUGGAGAGAAGAAGUGCCACGUUAUUCGGUACCCUUUGUUUCAGCUCAAUGCCAUGCUUUUAGCAAUGGCUGCAUCAUUCCUCGUAUGUCACGUGCUGACUGUGACAGACACGUUACCUAGCAACUCCACCAUGUAUGGUCACAUGGCUAGAACAGAUGUCAGACUGAGUGCCCUCCACGACGCAGGAUGGUUUUACAUUCCUUUACCAUUUAAAUAUGGACCACCAACUAUCAGUGGAUCGGGUUAUGUGUCCAUGCUAACUAUCACCAUGACAGUUGUGAUUCAACUUCCUGGCGUCUAUCAAGCAGUUGCUCUUGGAACAGAAGUUCCUCCCCCACCCUCUCACGCCAUCAACAGAGGUUUGGCAGUGGACGGGUUGUCUGGUGCUGUGGGCGGUAUGCUAGGGGGAGUGUGUGCUAGUGUUGUGUACGUCCAAAGCCUUGGAGUUAUCGCCGUCACAAAGGUAAGAGACAGGUAG
Molecule: messenger RNA, 892 nt
Organism: Haliotis rubra (blacklip abalone)
Lineage: Eukaryota; Metazoa; Mollusca; Gastropoda; Lepetellida; Haliotidae
Product: solute carrier family 23 member 2-like
Exons: 6
Coding region: 155-892 (245 amino acids)
Biological process (GO): transmembrane transport
Cellular component (GO): membrane
Molecular function (GO): transmembrane transporter activity
Source: RefSeq, a predicted model, not a curated record